Molecule: messenger RNA, 2321 nt
Organism: Prorocentrum cordatum
Lineage: Eukaryota; Dinophyceae; Prorocentrales; Prorocentraceae
Source: the annotation of a GenBank genome assembly
AGCCAUUUUGGCUCGAUGCUCCGGGGGCUUUCGCCGAGCGCUUCGCCAGCGUCGCCCCGCUGCAGCCUCGGAGCGGCGCGUCGGGCCCCGCCGCGCGCUUCUGCGGGCACGGAGGCGCCCCCGCGGCCAGCUUGUUCGCUCCUGCGCCGCCAGUCGGCGAGCUGCUCACGCCCCUGGGGCCCGCGGCUCUGGCUCCGAGGGCCUGCGCGGCGGGCUGGCUGGCGCGCUGCCCGGGGCCGCAGGGGGGGAACGCUCGCCUCCGCACCGCCCUGGCCGCCCUGGCCUGGGGCCCCGCCGCCUGGGGGCGCGCGAGGCCGCGGAGGGCUCGGCGAGGCAGCGUCCUGGGCGGCCGCGCGGGCGUGUGGUGCCCGAGGGCGGCGGGGAGGUCGGCGCGGCGGCGGGCGGGGCAGCCGGACGGCCUCCGCAUGCUGGAGGAGGACGGGGAGCCGGGCCGGGGCGACGGGCGCGAGGUGGACGUCAAGGAUCGAUAUCCGCGCGUCGCUCCAGAUGCUCCGCGUGGGCCAGCCAGGCGACCGGGGCGACGUCGCCCAGCGCGUCCUUGAUCUGGCGGGCGCGGACGUCGACGGGAAGAUCUCCACGGAGAAGUGGCAGGCCGCGUGGCGCCGCCACCUCGAGGAGAGCGAGGACGACUGGGACGAGGUGAGCCAGGCGAUCGCUGCGCUCGACAUCGACAUAUUUCAGUUCCAGGACGUCAUCCGCUACGCCUUCACGAACUUCGACGAGAACGGCGACGGGAAGAUCAGCCUGGAGGAGUUCUGCCUCGCUUGCAAGACACUGGGCGUUGAGCUCAGCGCUGAAGAGUACGCAAGGAUCUUUAUCGUGCUCUCGCGGGGCGGCGAUUACAUCAAGCCAGAGGGGGCUGACCAGCAGGCGUGGCAGAGCUUCGGCCAGGGCUUCGACGCGGCACUGAAAGCGCAGUAUGUGAACAAGGGCUUUGCGAGAGCGCAGUUCGUCGUUAACGAGGUGGGUGCCCAAUGGGAUCGCGACGUGCUCUUGCCGCUGCCGGAGAGGGUGGCGCGAGCACUGGCGACGUUCUGGAACCAGGCGGAGAGCUUCUCCGACCUGGUCGAGUUCCUGCUCGACCUGGUGGGCGUCGGCAUCGCUCUGGGCUCUAUCAACGAGGAGCUGAACUGCCUCCCCGACUGCAAGGAGGGAGUCGACGUCGCCAACCUGAUCCCGCUGGUGUUCCUCUUGCGCAAGAGCCUGAGCGACGUGUUCAAGGAGGUCAGCGACAACUCCGUCCAGGACCUGGACCGGGACACGGCCGUGGCCUUCGCCACGGUCUUCAAGCCCGCGGGGGUGAAGCUGACCGCGUUCACGAGGCUGCGUGGCCAGGGCGCGCGGUGGCACCGCGUCGACCGAGGCCAGGCCGUUCCCUACCUCUCCUGGGCCAACGGCAGCAGCCUGCAGCUCAUCGUCCGGGGAUCGAUGAGCCUCAGCGCCCAGGGGAACGUGGCCGGCCUCAGCGAGACCGUGGCCGUUCUGAAGGCCGGCUCCUUCAUCGGCGGCGCCCAGUUCAUAGGCGCCGAGGACGGCCUCGUCGCCGGCAGGAGCUCCAGCUCGCUGUUGGCGAACGAGGACGUGCUGCUCCUCGAGUGGCCCGACGCGGCCAAGCUGAGGAGCUUCCUGGACGUCAACGAUGAUCUUCGAACACAGUUCACCUCUGUCAUCGUGAGGUCGAUGGCCGCCAGCAUGAGCCAGGUGACCAAGCAGUCGAAGAAGUUCGCGACCGAGCUGCCGAUGGCUUUCCGGAGCUUCAACUCGGGGCUGGCGACCACCUUCAACGCAGACCGGGCGACCGUGUGGAUCCACAGCCCUGCGAACAAUUCGCUGUGGACCUGGUUUGUUGCUGGGACAGGGAAGACGACGUACGUCAGCAUCCCCGCUCCGUCGGGCCUGGUGGGAGUCGCAUUCGCCAAGAAGUCGGAAUUGAACAUCCCAGACUGCUACGAAGACGACAGGUUCAACUCGGAAGUGGACAAGAAGACGGGCUACCUCACCAAGAACAUGCUGUGCGUGCCGGUAUUCGACGAACCGUCCGAGCCGGAGCGGGUCAUCGGAGUGGUGCAGCUCAUCAACAAGAUGUCGGGCAGGCCGUCCUCCACCACGGGGCACUGCAGCUUCACAGAGGCCGACACGCGUCGGAUGUUUGAGAUCCGGUGGACGCUCCAAUUCAUGAUGAAGCAGCUUGGGAUCCGGGCUGGCGCUUGAGACAGAUGCGUCCUCCUCCUCCCCCUCCUCCUCCUCCUCUUCUCCUCCUCCUCCUCCUCCUCCUCCUCCUCCUCCUCCUCCCCCUCCUC